Besnoitia besnoiti is the source of this 1002-nucleotide messenger RNA. RefSeq lists its product as uncharacterized. The transcript has a single exon. NCBI's taxonomy places the organism in Eukaryota, Apicomplexa, Conoidasida, Eucoccidiorida, Sarcocystidae. The record is from RefSeq and is a predicted model, not a curated record. Bases 1 to 1002 code for a protein of 333 amino acids.
AUGGAGAACAGACAUGACGUGUCAACACUUGAGUCGAAGCCGCAGUCUUUCGUUGCGCGGAGCGAGACGAACCUUACGUCGCGUGCUGGAGUGAACGAAACCCAGCCAUUUAGUAGGCGUGGCACAGAAGCCGGUCAGGAACCGCGCGACCAAAGCUCAGCGGUAAUGCAAGAAGAGCAGGACAGCGAACGCAACUUGCGAAAUGACAUGGAAAAAGUGAAAGAAGAGCCUGGCGUGGACAAUGGCGGCAGCGAGUUGCCUGAGAGCCCAGUGGUGUACACCCCGUCAGUUGAACAGACGGCUGACCAAGGCGCAGAUGUUACGAUUAGUGGGGAAGUGGAGGGUGAAGGAGACGCUGAAGUGGUAGUGGAGAAAGAGGAGGUUGUCUGUGCUGAACUCCACGCUGACAGUGACAAGCAGACACUAAAAAACGAGGUGGAGGAACCCUCAGUGGUCCUCGAAAAAAGCGAAGCAGAGCAGACCGCCGAGACUCAUGGCACAGGACGGGGAGAGACAGCGGCGCAUGUUUCUCAGGCGGAGAGGGAGAGGAGAGAUGAACCUGAAACGAGCGGUUCGGCCACCCCACUCGAUCGUGUUUUUUCUGUUGUCCAACAAGCUGUCCAGUGCAUCGGCCGAAGCUUGGCAAGAGUGACUCACGAAGACUUCCGCACUAGCGCCCAACAGAGCAUGCAGAUGCUUGCAGCUGGAGAUUUAUCGCCUUUGGAGCAAUGCUUCUCGAAUUUGGUUGCUGACUGUUCAGGGAUGAGUGACCAAGUGUUUCCGUGUGCCGCCCAUAGUGCGCCCGAAAGGGAAACCGCAGGCACCCCAAAGCCUCCGCCAAUCCUAAUGAUUGUUAAUACUCCUGCGGGCCCGUACAUCCGCGUGGUGCCGAACGGACUUGUGGAUGAGGCAGUCAAACAGGGGCUGGUCCGUGAGGAUGAUGUUCAGCUUCAGAGGGAGUUUCCUUUUUAUCAGUCGAAGCAAUCUAUGAAUCUCGCGUGA